AUGAACAAUACCGAAGCUAAUAACAAUGCCCCCAACAAUGUACGUGGUCGUGGACGCGGUCGUGGAAAUGGACGUGGAGGCAGACGUGGACGUGGCAGACGCGCUGGCACUUUUGUGUUUGUUGUCGAUCCUACCGUUCAGCAAAACACCAUUCCUGUUGACAACGGCAACACCGAAGCUGACAGUAACGCCAACGUUGAUGAUGACGAUGAGCCUGAACAAUUAUCUUCACGGUCCUACAAUGUAUGGCCUGAUGUAGCUAUUUGUAUCCUCCUCGAAAUUAUGGCUGGUACCUACAGCUACUUGCUGAGAAGAAGCGAUACUGCCUUAAAGCAGCUUAUCUGGGUACAUUCGGCUGCUUUGCUGAAGGAAAAGUUAGCUGAGAAUGCUACCACUGAUGUCAUCACGGCUUUUUUGACCAACUUUAGUGAGACAAGCAUGCAAAGAAAGUGGGCAGACAUGAAGCAGCGUUUUACCAGAGUAAGAAAUGCAGCAAGAGAAACCGGAGUUGGUGGAACUGUUCCAAACAUGCCGUACUACGAGGAAAUUGCUAAGAUUACUCAGGAUGAUCCCAGCAUCCAACCUGAAGUGAUUUACGAAAGCAUCAACAUGCAAGAGAGUGGUAUUCGAUCUUACAGACGAUUUAACGACGCCAAUUUGAUGAAUGCUAUUGGAUCCGAUGGCCCUGAAACAACAUACUUGGGACCUACAGAAGUUGAUCAACUUGUCAUUCAGAAAGCAUUUGCUGAUCGAUAUCCUGCUAGAGAUUCUACCAACAACGAAGGACCUGCAGUGCCAUCAUUUUUUGAAUCAGCAUCCGCACCUCCCCCACCAACAACAGCACCAGCACCAGCACCAACACCAGCAACAGCACCAACACCAACACCCACACCAACACCAACAGCCGUACCAACCUCAACACCAACAACCGAACCACCAACACCAACAGCCGUACCAACCUCAACACCAACAACCGAACCACCAACACCAACACCAACACCUACAUCAGCAUCCGCAGCACCACCAACAUCGACAGGCGCAACACCUCCACCACCACCUUCAUCCACACCUCCACCUCCAUAUACAUCCGCACCACCUCCACCUCCACCUCCAUAUACAUCCGCACAACCUCCACCUCCACCUUCAUCUGCACCACCUCCACCUCCACCUUCAUCUGCACCACCUCCACCUCCACCUUCUUCUGCACCACCUCCACCAAGAUCUACCCGUACAUCGAGAAAUAGUCGAACUUCUGGUGAGCAGUCUUCAUCAACUAAUCCUAUUGAAGCUGCUCGUCAGUUGUCAGACGAGCAUAUGGCACGUGCCCGCCAACUUGGUGUAGAGAUGAUGGAUCGCAUGGCAGCAUCACAAAGGGAAGAUCGAGAACAAAGACUUCUCGAUGUUGAUAACAUGUUGCAACGUAUCAGUCGUAAUCGACAAAUUGCACUGGAAGAUAUGCAAGCAAGACGGCGACAAGAGACCAGAGAGAGAUACCGUAUGUUCGAAGAAGUAAGAAGUAGACGAGAGGCUGACAUGGAAGAGCAUAGACGUAGACGUAUGUCUGAUAUGGAGACUAUCCUGAAUAGAUUCGCAGCCAUUCGAAGAGGUGAUAGUGAUACCAAUCUUAAUGGUUCAUCUUCUACUGACAACAAUAAUUAA
Messenger RNA from Mucor mucedo, 1659 nucleotides. RefSeq lists its product as uncharacterized. The record is from RefSeq and is a predicted model, not a curated record. The transcript has a single exon. Bases 1 to 1659 code for a protein of 552 amino acids. NCBI's taxonomy places the organism in Eukaryota, Fungi, Mucoromycota, Mucoromycetes, Mucorales, Mucoraceae.